UGCAACCUGUCACCACUUCCUGGUGAGAACUGCUGGGAGAGGAACGCAGCGCUGCAUCAAAGAUGGCACUUUAUCGGCGCAGAUUUGGUCAUUUUAGGGUUCACGUUGUAGAAAAAUAAGCCACGGGUUGUCGGAGCAGACAGCGGGGAGCGGGUGGCAGCGCUAACCCUCGUCGCGCUACGCACCUCCUGCUCUCUGAGCGCUAGCUAGUCCGCUCCACGGUGCUAGCUGGUUAGCGCAAAUAGUAAAUAUUAGCUUCUCGGGCGAACUGUCUCGUUGUGUAUUGCUAAAAUGGCCACCAUGGAGAAGCUUAUGAAGGCCUUUGAGUCUCUGAAGUCUUUUCAACAGCAGCAGGGACCGCCAACAGCAGAGGAGCUCGUUCAGAGACAAAAAAAGGAGCAAGCGGCGACAAAGAAGGACCGAGUGACCCACUGCCUGACGAUAUGUGAAAACAUCGUGGCUCAGUCGCUGAGAACAUCUCCGGAGUUUCAGAAACUGCUCGGGAUCGCCAUGGAGAUGUUUCUCCUCUGCAGUGAUGACAGUGAAUCAGAUGUCCGUAUGGUGGCCGACGAGUGCCUGAACAAAAUCAUCAAAGCACUGAUGGACUCGAACUUGCCUAGACUGCAGCUGGAGCUGUACAAAGAAAUUAAAAAGAACGGAGCGUCCCGGAGUCUGAGGGCAGCUCUGUGGAGGUUUGCUGAGCUCGCCCACCUCAUCCGACCGCAGAAAUGCAGACCUUACCUGGUCAACCUGCUGCCGUGCCUCAGUCGGAUCACCAAGCGCCAGGAGGAAACCGUGCAGGAGACGCUGGCCGCAGCAAUACCUAAGAUCAUGUCGGCCUUGGGCAACUUUGCUAACGACGGCGAGAUCAAGGUGCUCCUGAAGUCAUUUGUUGCCAACCUGAAGUCCAGCUCCCCCACCAUCAGACGGACCGCGGCCAGCUCUGCCGUCAGCGUGUGCCAACACUCCAGGCGCACAACUUACUUCUACACCUGGCUCCUCAAUGUGCUGCUUGGCCUGCUGCUUCCGGUAGACGACGAACACCCUAGCCACCUUAUUCUGGGGGUGCUGUUGACUCUUCGCUACCUGAUGCCUCUGCUGCAGCACCAGGUCAACACCAGCAGCCUCAAAGGCAGCUUUGGGGUGAUGAGGAAGGAGGCUGACGUACAGCCCACGCCUGAGCAGCUCCUGCAGGUGUACGAGUUGACGCUACACUACACGCAGCAUUGGGACCACAACGUGGUCACGGCUGCCCUGGAGCUGCUGCAGCAGAUGUUCAGGACCCCUCCGCCGGAGCUGCUGCACAUGCUCAUCACGGCCGGCAGCAUUGCUCACGCCGCCGUGUUUCGCCAGGACCCCGAGAGCCGCGCGCGCUCGGGCAGCAUCCUGGAGCUCAUCGCGGGGGGAGGGUCUUCCUGCAGUCCACUUCUUCUCAGGAAACAGAGAGGUAAGAUUCUUUCUGGGGAAGAAGACGGGUUGGAGGACGACCCCGAGAGAGCGGAGGUCGCCGCCGGAGCCUUCACAGCAGACGGCUCCUCGGCUGCCCAGGUGGACAUCAUCACAGAGCAGCCCCGCUCCUCCCAGCACACGCUGCAGCCCGGCGACUCUGUGGACCUCAGCGCCUCCUCGGAGCAGGGCGGCGGCGGGGGCGGGACGUCCCCUUCAGGCACCCCCGAAUCGCCCAACGAAAACGAGGAGGACAUGCUGAGCCGCAGCUCCAGCGGCGCCAACGUCACCCCAGAGACCGCCGACUACACUACACCGGAAAACCCCGCCCCUGAAGGAGGGGGGCCGCUCGGAACCAACGAUCGAUCCCUUCCACCGAGCGAUUCCUCCCAGACGACCACAGAGGGGCCGGACUCGGCUGUGACCCCUUCAGAUGUGGCAGAGCUGGUCCUUGACGGCAGCGAAAGCCAGUACUCUGGCAUGCAGAUAGGAACACUACAGGACGAAGAAGACGAAGGAGCGGCAGCGUCUUCCUCCCAGGAAGAACCCUCAGAGCCCUUCCUGCAGUCGGCCCUCGCCCUGAGUAAGCCUCAUCUGUUUGAGGGCCGAGGUCACAACCGACAGGGUUCAGACAGCAGCGUGGACCGCUUCGUGCCGAAGGAUGAGCCCGCCGAGCCCGAACCCGACAAUAAACCGUCGCGGAUUAAAGGUCCAAUCGGACACUACACGGACCAGGGGGCGGAGCCACUUGUGCACUGUGUGCGUCUUCUUGCUGCUUCCUUUCUUCUCACGGGGCACAAAAAUGGGUUGAUCCCUGACAAAGAGGUGCGAGUGAGUGUGAAGGCCUUGGCGGUCAGCUGCGUCGGAGCAGCGGCGGCGCUGCAUCCAGAAGCGUUCUUCAACCCUCUCUACCUGGAGCCACUGGAUGGCGUCCCGGUCGCAGAGCAGCAAUAUAUCAGCGACAUUCUGGGCCUCGUUGAGCACGGGGACCCCCAGAUCAGAGGGGCCACGGCCAUCCUCUGUGCAGCCAUCAUCCAAGCUGCGCUAACCAAAACGCGUUACAACAUUCACACCUGGCUGGCCGGUGUGCACACUGCUACAGGUAACCCGCUGUCCCUGGUGGAUUUGGUGCCUUUGCUCCAGAGAACUUUAAAAGACGAUUCCUCGGUCACCUGCAAGAUGGCAUGCGGCGCAGUCAGGCACUGCAUCGCCACGUUGUGCAGCAGCACUCUGAGCGAGCUGGGCCUGCGGCUGGUGAUAGACCUGUUCGCUCUGCGGGAUUCCUCCUAUUGGCUCGUUCGCACCGAGCUCCUGGAGACUCUGUCCGAGUUAGACUUCAGAUUAAUCAAUUUCUUGGAGAGGAAAACAGAAACUUUGCACAAAGGAGAUCAUCACUACACCGGGCGACUGCGGAUCCAGGACAGGGUCCUGAACGACGUGGUCCUGCAUCUGUUGGGAGACGACGAUCCAAGAGUGAGACGCGUGGCAGCCUCUGCCGUUAGCAGAUUAGUCCCGCGGUUGUUCUUUGACUGCGACCAGGGCCAGGUGGACCCAGUGGUGGCGAUCGCCCGGGACCAGAGUUCAGUCUACCUGCAGCUACUUAUGCACGAGACGCAACCGCCCUCCCAGUUCACCGUCAGCACAAUCACCAGGACGUACCGAGGCUACAGCUCCUCUAACUCUGUGUCCGACGUCUCGUUGGAAAACAACCUGUCCAGGGUGGUGACUGCCGUCUCCCACGCUUUCACGUCUUCUACCUCCAGAGCGCUAACUUUUGGCUGCUGUGAGGCCUUGUGCCUCCUGGCGUCGAAUUUUCCUGUUGGGACGUGGAGCACAGGCUGGCACUGUGGCUACGUUAGCUCUAGCAGCAACUUGUCUUCUCGUUCUAGUCUUGACCGCAGCAGAGGCAGGACGCUCAGUUUGUCUCAGAGCAGCAAUGCUCCAGGCUCUUUGGCCACCUCCUCUUCUGCUCCGGAGUCUGAGCGGAAGACGCUGACUAUAGGAACGGCCAACAUGGUGCUCUCCCUACUCUCCUCCGCCUGGUUUCCUCUGGAUCUCUCUGCACACCAAGAUGCACUUUUGCUCUGUGGCAAUCUGCUUGCUGCCGUGGCUCCUAAAUGCUUACGCAACCCCUGGGCCGGAGAGGAGGAAGCGAGCACUGGCAACACCGCCGCAGGCCCGAAUAAAACAGAGGAACCCUGGGCAGCGCUGUCGGAGCGCCCCCUGGUGGCCAUGGUGGAACAGCUGUUUUCUCAUCUGCUAAAGGUCCUCAACAUCUGUGCCCACGUGCUGGACGACACGCCGCCGGGACCGGCAGUGAAGGCCGCUCUCCCCUCCCUGAGCAACACGCCGUCGCUCAGCCCCAUCCGCAGGAAAGGGAAGGAGAAGGAGACGUCUGAGGCGAACGCCGCCCCCAUGAGCCCAAAGAAGAGCAACGAAGUCAACACAGCAGGCAGGCAGGCGGACAGCACCGCGUCAGCAGCUGUGAACAAAUCCAUCACCCUGGGCAGCUUCUAUCACCUGCCUCCGUACCUCAAGCUCUACGACGUCCUCAAAGCCACUCACGCCAACUAUAAGGUGACGUUGGAUCUUUACAGCAGCCAGGAGAAGUUCGGAGGUUUCCUGCAUGCUGCCUUGGACGUUUUGUCUCAGCUGCUGGAGCUGGCCACGCUGCACGACAUCGGAAAGUGUGUAGAGGAAAUUCUGGGCUACCUGAAGUCCUGUUUCUCCAGAGAACCGACCAUGGCCACCGUUUGCGUGCAGCAGCUGCUGAAGACGCUGUUUGGGACCAACCUGGCCUCCCAGUACGAAAGCGUGCUGAGCGGACCCAGCCGCUCCCAGGGCAAAGCGCUGCGCCUGGGCUCGUCCAGCCUGCGCCCGGGCCUCUACCACUACUGCUUCAUGGCUCCGUACACACAUUUCACACAGGCUCUGGCUGACGCUAGCCUCCGCAACAUGGUGCAGGCCGAGCAGGAGCAGGACACCUCUGGAUGGUUUGACGUGAUGCAGAAGGCGUCCAACCAGCUGAGGUCCAACAUUGCCAACGCCACACGUCACCGGGGGGACAAGAACGCAAUUCACAACCACAUUCGUCUGUUCGAGCCGCUGGUGAUCAAAGCUUUGAAGCAGUACACCACCAGCACCUCUGUGGCCCUGCAGCGACAGGUGCUGGACCUGCUGGCCCAGCUCGUGCAGCUCAGAGUCAACUACUGCCUGCUGGACUCCGAUCAGGUGUUCAUAGGAUUUGUCCUAAAGCAGUUUGAAUACAUUGAAGUGGGGCAGUUCAGAGAUUCUGAAGCCAUCAUCCCGAACAUCUUUUUCUUCCUGGUGCUGCUGUCGUACGAGCGGUACCACUCCAAGCAGAUCAUCAGCAUCCCCAAGAUCAUCCAGCUGUGCGACGGCAUCAUGGCGAGCGGCAGGAAAGCCGUCACCCACGCCAUUCCCGCCCUGCAGCCCAUCGUUUAUGACCUGUUUGUGUUGAGGGGCUCCAACAAAGCCGACGCGGGCAAAGAGCUGGAAACCCAGAAAGAAGUGGUGGUGUCCAUGCUUCUCAGACUCGUGCAGUACCAUCAGGUGUUGGAGAUGUUCAUCCUGGUUCUGCAGCAGUGUCACAAAGAGAACGAGGACAAGUGGAAGAGGCUGUCCAGGCAGAUCGCAGAUGUUAUUCUUCCCAUGAUUGCGAAGCAGCAGAUGCUGCUGGACUCUCCAGAGGCGUUAGGAGUGUUGAACACUCUGUUUGAAACCGUGGCGCCCUCCUCUCUCAGACCGGUCGACAUGCUGCUGAAGAGCAUGUUUACCAUCCCCGUCACCAUGACGUCUGUGGCCACCGUCCAGCUGUGGGUGUCGGGAAUCCUGGCGGUGCUCAGAGUACUGGUGUCCCAGUCCACCGAGGACAUCGUCCUGUCCCGCGUCCACGAGCUGUCUCUCUCCCCACACCUCCUGUCCUGCUACACCAUUCAGCGCCUGCACCACCAGAGCCCGUCCCCCGGCGACCCGCCCGCUGCCGACCCGAGCUGUAACCAGGAGGCCAACGGAGACGCUCAGAAGGUUCCACCUGAAGAGACCUUCGCCAGGUUCCUCCUGCAGCUGGUCGGCGUGCUGCUGGACGACAUCUCCAGCAGGCGGGUUAAAGUGGACAUCACGGAGCAGCAGCACACCUUCUACUGCCAGCAGCUGGGCACGCUGCUCAUGUGUCUCAUACACGUCUUUAAAAGCGGAAUGUUUCGCAGGAUCACGGCCGCAGCCAGUCGGCUCCUGAAGGGCGAGGGCGGCGGCGGGCCGGCGGGUCCGGAGGCCGGGCUCUACUACCCUUUAGAGGGACUGAACGGCAUGGUCCAGAGCCUCGUCACCACCCACCCCCCUCUGGUGCUGCUGUGGUGCCAGGUCCUCCUCAUAAUCAACUACACCAACUACUCCUGGUGGACCGAGGUCCAUCAGACGCCCAGGGGCCACAGCCUCUCAUGCACUAAGCUGCUCAGUCCACACUCGUCUGGGGAAGGAGAAGAGGAGAAGCCAGAGUCUCGGCUGGCGAUGGUCAACAGGGAGAUUGUACGCAGGGGAGCCCUGAUUCUCUUCUGUGACUACGUGUGCCAGAAUCUCCACGACUCGGAGCAUUUGACCUGGCUGAUCGUCAACCACGUGCGAGACCUCAUCAGCCUCUCCCACGAGCCUCCGGUGCAGGACUUCAUCAGCGCCGUCCACCGCAACUCCGCCGCCAGUGGUCUCUUCAUCCAGGCCAUCCACUCUCGAUGUGACAACCUCGCUACUCCCACCACGUUAAAGAAGACGUUGCAGUGCUUGGAAGGCAUCCACCUGAGUCAGUCCGGCUCGCUUCUCAUGCUUUACGUGGACAAGCUGCUCAACACGCCGUUCAGGGUUCUGGCUCGCAUGGUGGACACGCUGGCGUGCCGCCGGGUGGAAAUGCUGCUGGCCGAGACGCUGCAGAACAGCAUAGCCCAGCUGCCUGUGGAGGAGCUGGAGAGGAUUCAGGAGUACCUCCAGAGCAGCGGACUGGCUCAGAGGCAUCAGAGGUUCUACUCCCUGCUGGACAGGUUCAGAGCCACCGUCGCCGACACCAGCAGCCCGACGCCUCCGGUUACGUCCCACCCGCUGGACGGGGAUCCACCCGUAACCCCAGAGAAGGUCGUCGCUGACAAGGAGUGGUACGUUGCUCUGGUGAAGUCCCAGUGCUGUCUUCAUGGGGACGUUUCCCUGCUGGAGACCACAGAGCUUCUCACUAAAUUACCCGCUGCUGAUCUCUUCGCUGUCAUGAGCUGCAAGGACUUCAAUCUCAGCCUGUUGUGUCCAUGUCUGAGUUUGGGGGUGCAGCGGUUGACCCGGGGUAAGGGGUCUCUUUUGCUGGAGACCGCUUUGCAGGUGACCCUCAGGCAGCUAGCAGAGGUCACCGGGUCACUUCCUGUCCCACACCAGUCCUUCCUGCCACCGCCUGAGCCCCAGCCGUACUGGAACCAGCUGGGCGACGUGUACGACGAGCCCGGUUUCUACCCCAGGGUUCUGGCCCUGUGCCGAGCCUUGGCCCAGUAUCUGCUGAGCGUCAGUCAGCUGCCUUCGUCGCUGCAUAUCCCGUCAGACAAGGAGCAUCUCAUCACCGUCUUCGUCUGCACGGCUGCUGAGGUGGUGGUGUGGCGGCUGCUUCAGGACCGUCUGCCUCUGAGUGUGGACCUGCAGUGGGCGCUCUCCUGCCUGUGCCUGGCCCUGCAGCAGCCCUGCGUGUGGAACAAGCUCUCCACCUUCGAGUACAAGACGCACACCUGCUCCCUCGUCUACUGCCUGCGUCUCAUCAUCGCUGCCGUGGCCGUGCAUCCUGGUGACCGGCUGCUGCAUCCAGAGAAGAAAAAGGCUCACGGAGACGGGGAAGACCAGCUGGACUCGGCCCGUCUUAACAACAAGUGCGAGUGGCAGGCAUGUGAGAUCAUGGCAGAGCUGGUGGAAGGACUGCAGAGCAUCCUCUCCUUGGGUCACCCGAGGAACUGCGCUUUCCCCGCCUUCCUCACGCCAACGCUGCGAAACAUCGUCAUCAGCGUUUCCCGCCUGCCUCUGGUCAACAGCUACACCAGAGUGCCUCCGCUGGUUUGGAAACUGGGCUGGUCCCCUCAGCCGGGCGGAGAGUUUGGCACCACGCUGCCGGAGAUCCCCGUGGACUUCCUGCAGGAAAAGGACGUCUUCAGGGAGUUCCUCUACCGCAUCAACACUCUGGGCUGGAGCAGCAGGACUCAGUUCGAGGAGACGUGGGCCACUCUGCUGGGGGUGCUGGUCACCCAGCCAAUCACAAUGGACCAGGAGGAGGAUGCACAGCAAGAGGAGGACCUGGAGCGAACCCAGUUGAACGUGCUAGCGGUGCAGGCCAUCACCAGCCUGGUGCUGAGUGCCAUGACCCUGCCCACCGCUGGCAACCCCGCAGUCAGCUGUCUGGAACAGCAGCCCCGAAACAAAAGCCUUAAAGCUCUGGAAACACGGUUUGGAAGGAAACUCGCGGUAAUUCGUGGCGAAGUGGAGCGAGAGAUUCAGGCUCUGGUGUCGAAGAGGGACAACGUCAGCACGCACCACCCGUACCACGCCUGGGACCCCGUGCCCUCGCUGUCGGCAGCCUCUGCAGGGACGCUGAUCAGCCACGAGAAGCUGCUGCUGCAGAUCAACACCGAGAGGGAGUUAGGCAACAUGGAUUACAAACUGGGGCAGGUCUCCAUCCAUUCAGUCUGGUUGGGUAAUAACAUCACUCCCCUUAGGGAGGAAGAAUGGGGUGAGGAUGAGGAAGAUGAAGCAGACACUCCGGCGCCCUCCUCCCCGCCGUUAUCGCCUAUAAAUUCAAGGAAGCACCGUGCAGGGGUGGACAUUCAUUCGUGCUCCCAGUUUCUGCUGGAGCUCUACAGCCAGUGGCUGAUCCCAGGCUCUCCCAGCAACAGGAGGACGCCCACCAUCCUCAUCAGUGAGGUGGUCCGAUCGCUGCUGGCGGUGUCGGACCUUUUCACGGAGAGGAACCAGUUUGACAUGAUGUUCUCCACGCUGAUGGAGCUCCAGAAGCUUCACCCGCCCGAAGACGAGAUCCUCAAUCAGUACCUGGUGCCGGCCAUCUGCAAGGCCGCCGCCGUGUUGGGCAUGGACAAGGCGAUAGCCGAGCCCGUGUGCCGCCUGCUGGAGACGACCCUGCGCAGCACCCACCUGCCCAGCCGCAUGGGGGCGCUGCACGGGGUGCUCUACGUGUUGGAGUGCGACCUGCUGGAUGACACGGCUAAACAGCUCAUCCCCACCGUCUGCGAGUACCUGCUGUCCAACCUCAGGGCUAUUGCUCACUGUGUGAACCUGCAUAACCAGCAGCACGUGUUGGUGAUGUGUGCAGUGGCCUUCUACAUGAUGGAGAACUACCCUCUGGAUGUCGGCGCCGAGUUCACGGCGGCGGUUAUACAACUGUGCGGCGUGAUGGUGUCAGCCAGCGAGGACGCCACGCCCUCCAUCAUCUACCACUGCGUCCUGCGUGGACUGGAGCGCCUCCUGCUGUCGGAGCAGCUGUCCCGCCUGGACGGAGAAGCUUUGGUCAAACUCAGCGUGGACAGAGUCAACAUGCCGUCGCCCCACCGGGCCAUGGCGGCCCUGGGCCUCAUGCUCACCUGCAUGUACACCGCGGUGCUCGCGUCGGGCUCCGAUGCGACCGGGGUUAGAGGUCAGGUUGACUGUGCUGUUGCGGAGGCGGUUGGCGUCACGGCGGGUCAUGUUGGUUUCUCCUCAGGCAAGGAGAAAGCCAGCCCUGCCAGCCGCCCCGCCCACUCAGACCCGCAGGCCCCGGACAGCGAGUCGGUCAUUGUCGCCAUGGAGAGGGUCUCUGUGCUCUUCGACAGGAUCAGGAAGGGUUUACCCAGCGAGGCUCGGGUUGUGUCGAGGAUUCUGCCGCAGUUCCUGGACGACUUCUUCCCGCCGCAGGACGUCAUGAACAAAGUGAUCGGAGAGUUCCUGUCCAAUCAGCAGCCGUACCCGCAGUUCAUGGCCACCGUUGUCUACAAGGUCUUCCAGACGCUCCAUGCCACGGGUCAGUCUUCCAUGGUGCGCGACUGGGUGCUGCUGUCUCUGUCCAACUUCACGCAGAGGACGCCGGUAGCCAUGGCCAUGUGGAGCCUGUCCUGCUUCUUUGUCUCCGCUUCCACCUCCCAGUGGAUCUCUGCCCUACUGCCACACGUGGUCAGCCGGAUGGGCUCCAGCGACGUCGUGGACGUCAACCUCUUCUGCCUGGUCGCCAUGGAUUUCUACCGACACCAGAUCGACGAGGAGCUGGACCGCCGGGCCUUCCAGUCCGUCUUUGAGACCGUGGCCUCGCCGGGGAGCCCCUAUCACCAGCUGCUGGGCUGCCUGCAGUCCAUCCACCAGGACGCCUCGCUCUGAAGGCGGGGCGCGCCGGGACGGGCAGACAGACAGACAGGCAGACAGACAGACAGGCGGGCACAGAGAGACGGCCGGGGAGGCAAAGUGAAUUAGAGAGAUGAGUAAUCGAAUCUGGACGUUGGGCUCCCUGAUAAAUGGCGACAGAAGGGGAAGAACAGGAUGUUUAUUCCACAAAAGCUACUGAAGCCACAGUCUUCACCCUUUUUUUUUUUGAAAAGUGUAAACUGAACCCACAAGCGUGAGUUCGGUGGCCACGGGUAUAGAAAUGAAGGAUGAGAUUUUAGAUCUAUUAAACUAUAUAAGAGGCCGAGUUGGGAAGAGCGAGUCCCUGCCUGUAGGUGAAGGACAGCUCCUGCAGACUCCUCUGCCCCCCCCCCUUC
Fundulus heteroclitus (mummichog) is the source of this 10217-nucleotide messenger RNA. RefSeq names its product huntingtin (gene htt). Gene Ontology annotation, cellular component: cytoplasm; nucleus. The record is from RefSeq and is a predicted model, not a curated record. Lineage: Eukaryota; Metazoa; Chordata; Actinopteri; Cyprinodontiformes; Fundulidae. Bases 292 to 9837 code for a protein of 3181 amino acids. The transcript has 67 exons.